CAAAACCCAUGUCUCACAAUUUCCUCACCAUUGCUCAUCAUGGUUGUCUGUGGGCGCCAUUAUUGAGGCCAGUCAGUCAUCGUCUCAUCUCCACUGAACACACACACACACCAAAACAAAAAAAGCACUAAAAAAAUACACAUAAUUCGAUAGCCACAGUUGGGUUGUCGUUACAGUUGUAGUAUCCGAGGUUAGCUAUCCUCGAUUGAUCUCUGAAUGCUCUUUUUCUUUCGAGUCCAUCAGGUUUUUGAAGUUUUUGAGUGUGUGGAGGAAUGCCAUGGUAUUGUGGUGGUUAUGGUGAAAUUUCCGAAUCACGGACUUGAUUUGAAGGUGGUGGGUGGGUGGGUGUGUGCGGAGCGUGAACUGCGGCUUGAGUUCAGCACAAGAGAGGGUGAGAAAUGGAGUUUGUGACAGUGGAGGCCAACGAGGUUGUGUUGUCGUUGAGAAUAUUCAGGCCGCCGUUUGAUGUGAAGAAGCAAGACUUGACGCUGGUGAUGGUGCACCAGUACUCGGUGCUAGGAGGAUGUCAGGCGCUCCUGAAGGGCAUGGCCACCGAGCUCGCCAGUCGUGGCUUCACGGCCGUCACAUUUGAUAUGCGCGGAGCGGGAAGGUCCACUGGAAGGCCCUCGCUCACGGGCUAUGCCGAGGUGCUAGAUGUGGUGGCUGUUAGCAAAUGGGCUACAGAGAAUCUCGAUGCCCAUUCCAUCAUCCUGAUCGGCAACUCCGCUGGGGCACCCAUUGCAGGAUCUGCAAUUGAUGAAGUGAAGGAGGUUGUAGGCUACGUAGCUUUGGGUUAUCCUUUUGGAAUGUUAGCCUCCGUCCUGUUCGGCAGACACAACAAACCAAUCUUGGCGUCUGAAAAACCUAAGCUCUUUGUUAUGGGAACAAACGACGGCUUCACAUCAGUUAAACAGCUGGAAGCCAAGCUUAAGACGGCAGUUGGGAGGAAUGAGACACGAUUAGUACCGGGGGCGGGCCACUUUGAAAUGGAAGGGCCAGCGUUUGAUCGGCAGAUGGCGGAUUAUGUUGUUGAGUUUGCUGCGACCUUGCAAGCACAGCCUCUAGCCGAGGCUUCAAGUACAGACUUAUCCGCAGUUGCAGGUGAAGGACCUAGCUAAGUUUUGUUUAUUGAUUUAAUUCUCUCUCACAUUGGCCAUUUUGUGGUAAUUCGUGUCAGGGUGUUGUGUUACGCAGCAGCGUACACCUGUGAUAGUCCUGUCACCCCUAUUUCUUGCCUCGUUUGUGCUGAAUUUUGUCCACAACCUUCUGAAGACGUUUGUAUACAGGACUAUGUAGAUAUUAAGCUACAGUUGCAAGCUUUUCAGCCGCAUGCAUGCAUGCAUAUUUAUAUACAUAUACACACGCUAACAUCAUAAACACGUUUUGGAUAUCAUCCUUUGUUCAAAUUAUAAAUGCGCAUCCCAGGGUCCAUUUCGGGACAACCAUCUUUUUAACAACGUAUUGUUUCAUCAGUUUUAAAGAUGUAACGUCAUUUUUUGGAAUACAUAAUUUCCGGUGGUUCGGAAGUUUUCA
Physcomitrium patens is the source of this 1533-nucleotide messenger RNA. The record is from RefSeq and is a predicted model, not a curated record. NCBI's taxonomy places the organism in Eukaryota, Viridiplantae, Streptophyta, Bryopsida, Funariales, Funariaceae.